AAUAAAAAGUCUUCAACACCACUGAGUCAUCUUCUUUGUUCCAUAGCUAAAGAACAGUACUCAAAACUUGAUUUAGAUCUAAAAAAUCUUGAUCAUAACCAUCAUUACUCUUAGAUCUUUCUCCCCUUUCUCACUCUCACUCUCACCAACUCACCCACCAUGCCUUCUAGGGUUUGCUUUCUCUCUGUCACUGGGACAAUACAACAGUCCCAAUUCUCACCCUCUCAAACCGCCAUUAUCUGAUUCACCUUUCACCUCCAUACCCACCGAGAAAAGCAUGCAUCUUUAGUGCCAGCGCGUGUAGCUCACUUCAGAUUCUCCUCUGAUACCCAUGGAGGAAGUUGCUGGCGGUGUCUGUUAGUGUUCACUGUUCAACUGGGGCCUUUUCGGCUGUAAUCUGAAAUUGGAGGGUUCUUUAUCAAUUUGGGAUUAUUUUUUUUUUAAUAUUUGCAAAAUGAUUUCUUCUGGAAUUAACUUGGUGAUGACUGUGAUUGGGUUUGCGGUGAGCACCAUGUUCAUUGUUUUCGUCUGCACCAGGCUCAUAUGUGCUCGAAUUCACUUGAAUGCUGCAAGGAGAUCCUUUCCUAUUGUCUCCAGAUCCAAUCUCAGCAUGAUGGAGCGGGGUUCUCAUGGUCUUGAACGCGUGACUGUAGCCAAAUUUCCAACAAAGAAGUAUAGUGACAAGUUUUUUGCUGCUGCAGAAAAUUCUCAAUGCACAGUUUGCCUCUCAGAAUACCAAGGUGAGGAUAUGCUGCGUAUUCUCCCUUUUUGUGGACACUCCUUCCAUGUGACCUGCAUAGACCUAUGGCUGCAGCAGAAUUCCACAUGUCCUGUUUGUCGAAUAUCGUUGCGCGAAUUUCCAGAUAGAAAGUGGUUAAUGCAACCCUUGUUCAGCUCUGCUCUGCAACCUGGUAUAGAAUCCUUUGACACGCAUCAUUAUCACUGUAUGAUGGAUGAUAAUGGAUUAUCAUCAAGAACCCCUGACAACCAUGGGGUGAAUCCUGUGGAAGAAGAUCAUUUUCCAUCUGAGGUUGGUGGAGCAGUUCCUAUGGACAAUAUCACAUGUUUAAGUGAGGUUGACUUCAUUAAAGAUGAAGGGAAGAAGCAUGUAGAGAGUCCAUCAAACUUCCAGAAUUGAUUGUUUUCAUGGAAAUCAAAGCUUCAAUAUGAUACUUUCAGACCACACAUUUAGUACAGAAGUUAAUGUCCCGAAACUGGAGUGAAAAUGUGAAAGGCUUUAGCAGGUUGAAAGGAUGGUUAAUAUCUUUUACUGUAUAUAUAGCAGAGAACACCCCCUCCCUCUCUCCCCCGGGCUGCCCUUUAUUGUUUUCUCCUAUGUUGUUUUGGAAUUUGGAUUCUCUAUUGAGUUUUUGGUUUGCCCCUCUGCCUAAUCUUCAAAAUACAUCGAUGGUUACUGAUUUUAAUGUUUUAAAAUAUAUUAAAAACUCAGCAGAGAAUCUGGACUCGUUGUUUUGUUGAUCCUCCA
Messenger RNA from Vigna angularis (adzuki bean), 1486 nucleotides. Its product is annotated as RING-H2 finger protein ATL5. Bases 455 to 1138 code for a protein of 227 amino acids. The record is from RefSeq and is a predicted model, not a curated record. The transcript has 3 exons. NCBI's taxonomy places the organism in Eukaryota, Viridiplantae, Streptophyta, Magnoliopsida, Fabales, Fabaceae.